CUCAAAACAUACCAUCAGCAAUAUCUUUUACGCCAUGUCUGCCCAAACCAACAGCCGCGUUAUUCUCAACAAGUACAUUCCCGACAACGACUUCUCGACGUCGUACUACAGCGUCGACAGCAGCCAGCCCGUGCCCACCGCUGAGUCGCUGGCCCCGGGACAGGUGCUAAUCAAGGUUGACUCGCUGUCCAUCGACCCGCACCUGCGUUUCUUUGCUGCCGAGAGCAACCCGUCAAUCUACCGGUAUGAGCUCGGUGAGGCUGUGUAUAGCAUCGGUGUCGGCGUGGUCACUGCGUCAAAGAGCGACAGGUUCCAGCCGGGCGAUAUUGUGCGCAGCGACCAGUUCCGCUGGGCCGACUACACGGUUGUCGAUGAGAAGGCGCUGGACAAGAUGCCCAGCAACGACGUGCCGCCCUCCACUUAUCUAGCCUAUAUUGGUGUUGCGCACUUUGGCAAGACCAAGCAGGGCGAGACUCUGCUGGUGUCUGCUGCGUCGGGCGCCGUGGGCCAGAUCGUGGUCCAGCUGGCAAAGGCUCGCGGUGCGCGCGUUGUUGGCUAUGUCAAAAGUCUGGGCGCUGACGCUGUCAUCAACUAUAAAACGUGCGGUGACUUUGACAAGGCAAUCAAGGAGGCGGCGCCCGAGGGCGUUGACGUCUACUUUGACAACGUCGGCGGCGAGUUCCUCGAUGCUGUUCUGCUGAACCUCAACUUUGGUGCCCGUGUGGUGCUGUGCGGCACCAUGUCCACCAACGGCCUGGACCGUAGCAAGGUCUAUGGUGUCAAGAACCUAGAUUUGCUCGUGACGAAGAACAUCACCAUCAACACGCUGUUCUAUGCGCUGCUGAGCGGCUCGCAGGUAGAGACUGACUUCAUCGCCGAGGUGUCGGAGCUCGCUGAGCAGGGAAAGAUCCAGCUCAAGAUGGACGUCCGCAAUGGCCUGGAGAGCGCAGCUCCCGCGCUAAUGGACCAGUUCCAGGGCAAAAACUUUGGAAAGGUCAUUGUCAAGCUAUGA
Linderina pennispora is the source of this 1012-nucleotide messenger RNA. Its product is annotated as NAD(P)-binding protein. The transcript is spliced from 3 exons. The coding region runs from base 35 to 1012 and encodes 325 amino acids. Gene Ontology annotation, molecular function: oxidoreductase activity, acting on the CH-CH group of donors, NAD or NADP as acceptor. The record is from RefSeq and is a predicted model, not a curated record. Lineage: Eukaryota; Fungi; Kickxellomycota; Kickxellomycetes; Kickxellales; Kickxellaceae.